Eublepharis macularius is the source of this 948-nucleotide messenger RNA. RefSeq names its product olfactory receptor 6B1-like. Bases 1 to 948 code for a protein of 315 amino acids. The transcript has a single exon. Gene Ontology annotation, cellular component: membrane. Lineage: Eukaryota; Metazoa; Chordata; Lepidosauria; Squamata; Eublepharidae. Gene Ontology annotation, molecular function: olfactory receptor activity; G protein-coupled receptor activity. The record is from RefSeq and is a predicted model, not a curated record. Gene Ontology annotation, biological process: G protein-coupled receptor signaling pathway.
AUGGCCAAGAAAAGAUCAGGAAACCAAACUGUCAUCCAGGAAUUUCUGCUCUUGGGAUUUGGAGAUCAGCCAGAAACACAAACAGUUCUCUUCCUCUUAUUCUUGGCAAUCUACAUUGUAACCAUUGUUGGAAAUCUCUUCCUCAUCACCCUUGUUAUCACUGAUCAGCGUCUUCACACCCCCAUGUACUUCUUUCUGGGGAACCUCUCCUGUUUGGAAUUCUUCUAUAGUUCAACCAUCCUUCCCAGAAUGUUAGCGACUUUCUUUGCUGACGGGGAAACUAUUUCUGUUAAUGAAUGCAUUGUUCAGUAUUAUUUUUUUGGUUUCCUGUUGGGUACAGAAUGUUACCUCUUAACUGCAAUGUCAUAUGACCGGUAUUUAGCGGUAUGUAGACCCCUGCAUUAUGGAAGCCUUAUGAACUGCCGGAUUUGCCUCCAGCUAGCUGCUGGUUCCUGGUUCAGUGGUUUUCUUGCUAACAACAUCGUGAUAUAUUUUAUUUCACAGCUAGUUUUCUGUGGCCCCAAUGAAAUUGACCAUUUCUUUUGUGAUUUCGCUCCUAUGGUAAAACUGUCCUGCAGUGAUACCCAUCUGACUGAAGUGGUCACCAGCAUCCUGGCUGCGGUGUUUACCUUACCUCCCUUCCUUCUAACACUCCUGUCUUAUAUAUGCAUUGUAGUCACCAUCCUCAGAAUUCCAUCCACCACUGGCAGGCAGAAGGCCUUUUCCACCUGCUCCUCUCACCUCAUCGUAGUGACCAUUUUCUAUGGUACUGUAAUGGUAGUAUACAUGCUUCCCAAGAGUAAUACACUGAGUGCUCUUAAUAAAGUGUUCUCUGUCUUCUACACCAUCUUGACACCCCUGGCCAAUCCCCUCAUAUAUAGCCUGAGAAACAGAGAGGUAAAAGAAGCAUGGAAGAGGGUUUUCAAUAAAUGCAUGGCUGCAGCAUAA